Messenger RNA from Choloepus didactylus (southern two-toed sloth), 1527 nucleotides. Its product is annotated as DNA polymerase epsilon subunit 2-like. Gene Ontology annotation, molecular function: DNA binding. Gene Ontology annotation, cellular component: epsilon DNA polymerase complex. Gene Ontology annotation, biological process: error-prone translesion synthesis; DNA-templated DNA replication. The transcript is spliced from 3 exons. The record is from RefSeq and is a predicted model, not a curated record. NCBI's taxonomy places the organism in Eukaryota, Metazoa, Chordata, Mammalia, Pilosa, Megalonychidae. The coding region runs from base 1 to 1527 and encodes 508 amino acids.
AUGGCGCCAGAACGAGUGCGGAGCCGAGCGCUCUCAGCAUUCAAGCUGCGCGGCUUGCUGCUCCGGGGUUGCUCCAUUAAGUGUCUCACAGAUGCUCUUCAAUCUAUCAGUGAACUGGAGCUAGAAGAUGCACUGGAAAAGAUCAUCGAUGCUGUUGAAAAGCAACCUUUGACAUCAAACAUGAUUGAACGAUCUGUAGUGGAAGCAGCAGUCCAGGAAUGCAGUCAGUCAGUAGAUGAAACUAUUAUAUUAAUGACCAACCACCCUGAACCAAAUUUAUUUGGAACAGCAAGAGAUAAAGCGGAGCUGUUUCGUGAGCGAUAUACCAUUUUGCACCAGAGGACCCACAGGCAUGAAUUAUUCACUCCUCCAGUGAUAGGUUCUCACCCUGAUGAAAGUGGAAGCAAAUUCCAGCUUAAGACAAUAGAAACCUUAUUAGGUAGUACAACCAAAAUUGGAGAUGUGAUUGUUCUUGGAAUGAUAACCCAGUUAAAAGAGGGAAAAUUUUUUCUGGAAGAUCCUACUGGAACAGUACAACUGGAUCUUAGUAAAGCUCAGUUCCAUAGUGGUUUAUAUACAGAAGCGUGCUUUGUCUUAGCAGAAGGUUGGUUUGAAGAUCGAGUGUUUCAUGUCAAUGCCUUUGGAUUUCCACCCACUGAACCCUCUAGUACUACUAGGGCAUACUAUGGAAAUAUUAAUUUUUUUGGAGGGCCUUCUAAUACAUCUGUGAAAUCUUCUGCAAAACUAAAACAAUUAGAAGAUGAGAACAAAGAUGCAAUGUUUGUGUUUAUAUCUGAUGUUUGGUUGGACCAAGUAGAAGUAUUGGAAAAACCUCACACCAUGUUUUCUGGUUAUUCACCAGCACCUCCCACCUGCUUUAUCCUGUGUGGUGAUUUUUCAUCUGCACUGUAUGGAAAAAAUCAAGUCCAGUCUUUGAAAGAUUCCCUAAAAACUUUGGCAGAUAUAAUAUGUGAAUACCCAAAUAUUCACCAAAGUAGUCGUUUUGUAUUUGUACCCGGACCAGAGGAUCCCGGGUUUGGUUCCAUCCUGCCAAGGCCUCCACUUGCUGAAAGCAUCACUAAUGAAUUCAGACAAAGAGUACCAUUUUCAGUUUUUACUACUAAUCCUUGCAGAAUUCAACAUUGUACACAAGAAAUUAUUGUUUUUCGUGAAAACUUAGUGAAUAAAAUGUGCAGAAACUGUGUCCGUUUUCCUAGUAACAAUUUGGAUAUUCCUAAUCAUUUUACAAAGACUAUUUUAUCCCAAGGACAUCUGACUCCUCUACCCCUUUAUGUCUGCCCAGUGUAUUGGGCAUAUGACUAUGCUUUGAGAGUGUAUCCUGUGCCUGAUCUACUUGUCAUUGCAGACAAAUACGAUCCUUUCACUAUGACCAAUACUGAAUGCCUCUGCAUAAACCCUGGCUCCUUUCCAAGAAGUGGAUUUUCAUUCAAAGUUUUUUAUCCUUCUAAUAAGACAGUAGAAGAUAGCAAACUUCAAGGCUUUUUGAGAUUCUUAAAGACUGUGUGA